Chenopodium quinoa (quinoa) is the source of this 1445-nucleotide messenger RNA. Its product is annotated as 60S ribosomal protein L18a-like protein. The coding region runs from base 521 to 1006 and encodes 161 amino acids. Lineage: Eukaryota; Viridiplantae; Streptophyta; Magnoliopsida; Caryophyllales; Amaranthaceae. The transcript has 4 exons. The record is from RefSeq and is a predicted model, not a curated record.
GAAUUAAUGACAAUUUUUUUUUUGGGUUAAUCAAAAUUUCACUUAGGAAAGUGAAUAUUUUGGGAGAAAAAUUAGGGAGGAACUGAGGAAGGAGGUUGAACAGCGAAAGACGUUUGAAAUUCUGAAAGACUGAAACUCAAUGUUUUGCUAUAAUACGCUUCUUCCUUUUUUUUCUUUUAUUUUUUGUUAUUUUUUUUUAUAAAUAAUUAUUUUGGGGCUUUUAUUAAACUGAAGAUAGGGUUUUUGGUUUGGGGGGCCAGGGUGGUCGCCCCACCUGCCCUGGCCUUGCUACGGCCCUGUCUAAGUUGAACCUAACUUAAGCGACUCGUUCGAUUAUUACCCCUACCUUCCGAGAGGCCAUGAGGAGUAACGUGCUUAAGGCUGCUAUAAGUCUAUAACUAUUACGGAGUACUCGUAACUUCGUAAGUCGUAACCCCGAAGAGCUGUCUCGAAUUCUCUAUAGUCGUGGCAAAAAAACCCCUUCACACGAUCAUCAUAAUUUAGACAAUUGAAAUCCAAAAUGACAGAGAAAGACAGAAAAGGAACAACCAGCACUUCCGGUGCGACUGCCCCACCAGAUCCUUCGCCACCGCUUGUUCAACCGGAACAACAGCCUUAUUAUGGGACGUUUCAAGGGGUUGCUUGUUUCACUCAACCACCGCCUCAGCCGGUUAUCGGUUUCCCUCAGCCUGCUCCUCCGCCUGGUGCCACCAUCCUUUCUAAUUACUAUGCUCGGGGUUAUCAGACUGUUCCUGGUUAUGUCAUUGCUGAAGGAAGACCUUUGAGGGAGCCAAGACUUCCUUGUUGUGGAAUUGGCAUUGGCUGGAUGUUGUUUAUUUCUGGUUUCCUCUUUGCGGCCUUACCUUGGUAUGUUGGAGCCAUGAUUCUACUUUGUGGCAGAGUGGAUUACAGAGAGAAACCUGGGCUUGUUGCAUGCAUGGUAGCUUCUAUUCUGUCUGUAAUUGCUAUCGUAUUUGGAGUCACAAAUGGUGAUGACUUCUGGUGACAACUUGAUGUUUACAAAAGAAAUUGAAGUUGUACAUCCUGCCUUCUUGCAUGAAGCAACAUACACCCUCCUCUUUUUCCUGUAUGAAUUUGCUGAAAUCCUCGGUUGAAUUCGCUGCUUAUAACAUCUCUUAUGUGUCAAUUCCUAUAGGUUGGUAUAAAUGUUCAUUUGAUACUUGAAAUGUUAUGGUACUUUAGCGUUGAGAUUUGAUAGUGCCCACUGACAACAAAAAUAUAAUCUGUACAGUUUUGUGACUCGUUAUUUGCUGGAAGAAAGGCUGUUUGUCCUGUUUUGUGUGCGGAACUACACGUAUAUUUCAUCACUGUAAAUACAGCAAUAUGCUCUUCUGAUGUGUCUGUUUGGCAACUCAUAUUGUGGAUUUGUGGAGUAAGGGGUUAAUUUGUUAAUGGUUGAAUAAUAUUCCCUCCGUUGCUGUUUA